GGGCGUGCCAUGCCAACCCCCCACAGCAGCUCCUUGCCACUUCCUGUCCUACUUCACUGCCAAACAAGAAAAGUUGCUUGAGAACCUCUAAGGAGUUGGGGAUGGGGCUCUGGUGGACAUCAGGUCUGCUGGUGUUGGCGAUCCAGCCUGCAGAUGCCAUGUUGACGCUGUACGACCCCAAGCUGUGCUACAUCCUGGAUGGCUUCUUAGGUCUGUACGGCCUGGUAAUCACCGCCAUGUUCAUCAAGGAGAAGUUCUUUAAAACGAAGGGAGCGCCGGGUGGCGGCUACACGGGCACGAGAGGCCAGGGGGCCGACGGUGACUUGACGCUGAGAGGAGACCCGGAGAGAGGACGCAACCACUGGAUGAAGGAUAAUGCGACAUACACGGACUUGAAAAGAAGAACAGAAGAUGAGUAUAAAGAACUUCCUGUUCAAAGAGAAUCUAACACAAAAAAACAAAAGCCUGAUUCUUCAUACAGUGAUGCCUUGAGAUACAAGUGACUUGACUUAGUUUUUCAAGAGAUGAGCCUUUGUUUGGCUGAUUUUCCCCUCCCCCUCCCCUUCAGAUAUGAGCAAAAAUCUGAUAUAUGAGUGCGCUUCAGAUACCCACCGCUAGUUGGCUUCACUACAUCUGGCCACCAUCUAGUCACAUUGGUUUUCAUCCAGUGGAAGAACAAUAUCAGUUGGUGACGCUAAUGCUCCAUUAGGCUGGUUUGCCAACUGCCAAUAAACCAAUAAAAGAAGAAAAGUAAGGGAGAACAAAAGAUUAGGUACAGUUGUGUUUUUGUACUCUCUUUUUCCGUGUUUACAGGUUAUGUGGGGAGCAAAUGUAAUUAAUUACUGUGUUUCUAUCCAGUACAUUACUGUUGAGUGCAAUUUCUUAUAAAAAACAUGUUUUUGGUUGGGGCUGGUGAUAUAUUUUUAUAAAGAUAGAAUGCCUGCAUAUCGAAAUAAAUAAAGGUUGUGCGAGAUCCAGGUAGGUGUAGCCUGGGUAAAGGAACAGAAAAGAUUAACUGUGUAUAUUUUCAAGCUUAAGUCAUUUGUCUUGGCCUAUAGAUAGAUAGCACUUCCUUGUCUAGACAGACACUUGCUUGUUAAGCUGUCUGUCUCCAACGCGUUGUUGCUUCUUCCCAAUAAAGGACAGAUAACUGUCCAUUUGGGCUCCUGGAACUUCAUUGGCUUUUCCUCACAUAAAAUAAUUCACAAUUGGUUGGUAUGAACAGAUUAAUUGCAUUUCUAUUCAUUUCAAUGGGAAAAGAUUGUUUGAGAUUCGAGUGUUUUGAGAUAUAACCUUGGUCAUGGAACGAAUGAAACUCACAUCUCAAGACAUCUGUAUUUAAAUUUUAAGCUCAGAUCGGAAAUACAAAAUUGAAAAACGGGGCACAUUUUGAGAUUUAGUUGGUCAUGUCUGACGUUUGGCAAGGGGCAUUAGUAAAGCUACGUUAGCUUGUUAUCUGCCAUAAUCAGUCUGGACCUCGACCACCAUGAACAGCCACCAGACUAUAUUAUAACGUGGAAAAUUAUGUAUAGUUUACAACAGUGGUUAUCAAAUUUUUCACCUCGUACUCUCUAAAAAAUAAUUGGCUCUCCAAAUAUCACCAUAAUGACCAAAAAUACAAUACAGUAACAUAUUAGGCCUAUGUGUUCAUAAAAAAAUGACUAAAAAAUAAUUGUCUCUCCAAAUAUCACUAUAAUGACCAAAAAUACAAUACAGUAGCAUAUUAGGCCUAUGUGUUCAUAAAAAAAUGAGACAUGUAUUAAAACCAAUCUUUCAGGUAAUGUAAGCCUGACUAAUUAAAUAUCAUUCCGUCCAUCCCAUUCUCUGUACCGCUUAUACUCAACAGAGUCGCGGGUGUGCUGGAGCGUAUCCCAGCUGUCCUUGGGCGAGAGGAUGGGUACACCCUGAACCUGUCGCCAGCCAAUUGCAAAUUAAUUAAAUAUUAAAAUCAAAUUAAAUUCUUUGGCCCAUCUUUCUAUUUUGUAUUUUUAAUCUCAGCCUAAAAAAAUGCCUAAUAUU
Molecule: messenger RNA, 2019 nt
Organism: Phyllopteryx taeniolatus (common seadragon)
Lineage: Eukaryota; Metazoa; Chordata; Actinopteri; Syngnathiformes; Syngnathidae
Product: T-cell surface glycoprotein CD3 zeta chain-like
Exons: 7
Coding region: 102-503 (133 amino acids)
Biological process (GO): cell surface receptor signaling pathway
Cellular component (GO): membrane
Molecular function (GO): transmembrane signaling receptor activity
Source: RefSeq, a predicted model, not a curated record